AGCAGAAGAUGAAGAAUCCAAACUUGAUGUUGUUGGCGGGUGGUGGGCCGUCCGCCAUUUUGGAGAGAUCAACGGCAUGGUCGCCAUAGAGAUGCACAACAACUCGUACAUCCACGCUCUGGACACUGGUCUCUUCACUGUGGGCGCGCCGCACAAAGGUCAGAAGAACGCUUGCACCCGUGUUGAGGCAACACUCUAUGCAGCAGAACCACCUGAGCUUAAUCUCUUCCCCCAUUGGUCGCACAAAUGGAAACAGGAAGAAGCUUGGCUGUAGGGAACAGUUGGUGUAAGAGUAGCAUUUUAAGUUCCCGCUCGAUGUCCUUCCCGCCCCUCCUCAAGCUUUUCGGCAUAGCGAGGGAGUAGCAUAGACAAAACAGUGAGGUGCAUUCACGGACAUUGGGUCAUUACGUCUUUUUUUGGAUCAGUCAAAGACCGGCGACCCACUGAAAUUUGUUUGAAACAUAUUGUCCGAUCCCGGUGCCAAAUUGGUACUUUUGAAACUGGGCCGGUGCUUAACCAGCGCCUGAAGCGCUACUUUAAAAAAGGAAAACACAAAUUUUGUCUAAAAACAAUGCCUUGUUUGUUGUAUGGAAUUUUGUGACAUGCAAGUUGAACAGAGUAGCAAUAAUAAUAUAAUAUUUACAAUAGCAAUAAUAAUAAUAUUUACAAUAAUGGUAAAUAUUUCAAUAUUUGAGUCUGCAUCUAACACAGGAAAUACGGCUUUCAAUGUUAUUUUUCCCAGCAGAUAUAAGUAGAUUAGAUGUGUUUUGGUGUCACGACCACGUUAAAUGACAAUAUCACCUUCCAGCGCUUAUACAUGUUGUCCAUUUACCCAAAUAUUUUUUUUAAUUAAAUCUUUUUCAUUUUCAUUUUCUUCCUCCAAAAAUUGGCUUUUUUUCCCGCAGAAAAGACAUUUCAUUCACCCUAACAUUUUUUUCAUUUAGAGUUUUUUUACAUCCAAAAAUCAGCUGUUUUUUUCCACAGAAAACACAUUUCGUUCGCCCUAAUAUUUUUUCAGUUCCAUUUUUUCCUUCUGAAAGCAGGCCAUUUAUAACAUCUCAAUUACAGUAAUAUUUUGUUUAAUUUUGUCCCUUUUUUUCCUCCAAAAAUUGACAGUUUUUUCCACAGAAAACACAUCUCAAUUAUCCUACUAUUUUUUUUUAUUUUAUUUUAGUUUUUUAUUUAUCAUAAUCUUCUUUCAUUUCUUUUUUUUUUUCUAUGAAAAUUGGCCAUUUUUUCUGCAGAAAACACAACUUUUGAGGUGAGGUGCAACCAAACUUUUCAUCGUCUGUGCAGGUGAAAAGCUCGCAUCAAGUGUCAUUUUUGCCUAAUUUAGGUGCCACACUUCCCCACUCCAGUUCCAAGUUCCAAGUUUUGGAUGCUUUUGGUUUACUGGUUGUGAAGAGAGGCAGUAUAGAGGUUAUAUGAUAAACUAGAACCCCCAUGUCUUGGGAUGAUGCUUGUGCCACACUGUGAAUAAUGUCAUUCCUGCAGGUCAUUGGGCGGUUCAGCGCCCUGAGGGCUGCGCAAGAAAGGACAAAGCCUGAUUGUAAUGCAACACUGUACACCUUGUGAACAUGUUUUUCCACCUCAUCUACAUUUUAAAAGUCACUUUUACCGCAGUUUUCUGACUGUAACUUCAAGGAGAUUUCAUGAAAAUGUAGUUUUGGGUUGCAUUUACGCGUAGACCCGGGGCGUUUGUGGGGAGACGGUGUGCACACGUCAGACACGGCGGCUGAAGGGGGUUGAGUUGAGGGCAAGGACAGGGAGCGUAUGCGCCGUUUCCACAGCGCCUCAGGGCACAUCCGAGGGAGUGCUGCUCAUGUUAAUAGCGCAGCGCGCUCCCCCACGCCCACAAUUAAUUCAGCCCACGUUUAAUCAGAAACGGCCAACACUCUGCGGAGAUUGAAACACCCCCAAUUCCCCGGGUGGCUCCCCCCUAUCCUCGGCACGGGCACGUGAGCGCAUUUUCUGCGAGAUGAAAGAGGACACGAGCCGGCCUUUUGGAAAAGGAGGAAGAUGAGAUAUUUCACAUCGUCAAGCGCAGACGGCGGCGUUCACGCUCACUCGCAGCCGAGUUGAUGCUCUGUUCAUCUUCUCAUAAAAGCUUUUAUUCAGUGCACAGGCAACGUUUGAAGUCACUUCCCAACUGUCGUGCGAGUCUAGAAAUGAGGCGUAAAAGCAGUCAAACUUGCAUGCGAAAGGAGGAAUGCGAGUCCGGUCACUCGAGUGCCUCAUGCAUCUUAUUUUUUGAGUGUAAAAAGAAACCUACCACCUUUAGGCACCAUAUGGCUCGGGGUGUCCGACCGAUACCAUUGUCCGAUAUCGGCUUACAAAUUUGAUAUCGCUUCAUAUCAGUUAGGGAUGUCCCGACACAACUUUUUCACAACACAGUACCGAUAUCGCAGCCCUGAAUGUUGGCCAAUACUGAUAUCAAUCCAAUCCGACGUAAACAUGCAUCGUGCAUACUUUGAGUGUGGAAAAGAAUCCGUCAAGUGAUAUCACUCUAGCAUAGAACAGCAGCAAUGAGGAAAAGUCACCUUCAGACGGCAUCGCUUGUUUUGUUUGUUCGCCUCCGUGGUGUUGUUGGAUGUGUUGAACUUCCCUUGUGCACGGUGGCCUUUGCGCUUGUCCACAGCGUUUCUUUUCCGACUUUGUCGAGGGGUGCUGCCACGCAGCCGACCUGCCCGCCCUGCUCCUUUUGAUGCGACCAUGUGGGGGUGUCCAUGCUGGAUAGAAGGGCUGGAGUGCAGUCUGGAAUGGAGAGUGCUGAUAUUGCAGAUUUUAGAUGCAGACGUUUUAAUCCCAUACUUUUUUUUUUUUUUUUUUUUUUGCUGAUGUUGGACCGAUGUCGGAUAAUAUCAGAAUUAUUUUUUUCUGCUGAUAACGAUAUUGGUGUGCAAAAAUUGUACUAUUGUACAACAGAUGAAUAAAAAGCAUCUCCUUCCAUCCCUCAUGCGUGAGGGGUGGUGGUGAACUAAAAGACCCUCAGGAGCCCAGAAGAGGCUUUGCAUUAUUAAUGGCAAAAAGCAGGUAUGUGGAAAUUAUGCACAUGUUCAUAACAGUGCAGGAUUUGUUCCCCUUUUUAGAAUAUAAUAAGUGCAUGGCUCAGAUCAAGGGUACCCUUUGCUGUCUUCAACUUGACUUGAGUAGUAUUUGAAACUGUUGUUGUAACAAUGUGUACUAUCCCUAUCACUCUGACGUUUAUAGAGGGAGGAAGCUUACCAAACCAUAAAUGAAGCCUGUUCAUGUUUUUAUUUUGCGCUAGCACGGCAGUGUUGUAAAAAAGUGUCUAUAUUUGGACAUUGAAAUGUUCCAUGUAAAGCAUGUGAUUUCUACUUAGAAUUAAAUAAUGAUGUCUGAAAUUGGUUUCUAAUGUGUUUUACUCAAAUAUUCUCAGUGUAAAAAAAAUAACUUGUGUAAUCAUUAGUGAAAAGUACAUAACCUUCGUGUCCGCCUGCCGUUUUUUUUUUUUACCUCUCAUAGGUCGCCGUUCGUGUCGUGUGCACGAAGCGGCGAAAAAAACACGCGAAGUGGGCAAAAUGAUUCAUCAUUACUGGUCGGAUUUGACUUACUUUUAUCCGUCGUAUUAUAUGUUGUUGACAUUUAUCCGAACCAAAUAAAUUCUAGCGUGUUCGUUGAUAAAUUGCUCCGUAUUUAACCCGGAAGCCGGCGUGUCCCUCAUGGGAGGUCAAAGAUGGCCUUGUAAUUUUAGGUGUUUAGCAUGAUAAUUGAAGAACCACUCACUCAGUCCAUUUCACUGAAUCCUGGCUCAUGUUGCCACAGUGCUGCAAUGAUUAGCUUGUAUUGUGGAGUUGAUAGGUCAAAGUUGAUGUCAUUACAGUGUUAAGAACGGCUGAUGGGAUUUGUAGUCUUUUUACUGAUACAAUGACAGUAAUGACAGUAACAACAACGGCAUGGGAAGGACUGAAGGUCAAUUUUUCUUUGCCAUAUUUUCAGAGCUUUAACUGAAGAUCUAGAUUUGUCACUUGUUUUUAUUUACUUUAAGAUACUCUCAAAUAUAAGUUACUUUUCUAACAAAAGUCAAAUCUAUGCAGAGAUAACAGCAUAAAGUGGACACCGAGUUAUGUACUUUACAUUGAAGAAAGAGUGAACUUGGCAGGGUUGCUAUGGGAAAUGGAAGAUGUCUCCAGCUCUGGUAUGUUGGGUGUGUGUUUUGCAAUGUUUGAAGUUUGUGUUGAUAACAUUACCAAGGUCUAUCCACCAGUUUGACAUUUUACCCAAAAUGUAACACUUGGGUACCCUUCAUCUGAGCCAUGCACACAUACAUUUUAAGCCUUCCACAUAUGCAAGACAUCAUAGUGUUACGAUGGCUGCACUUUUCGGCACGCUCUUGUAGACUUUUUUUAAGACCUCCACCAAGGCUCACCAAUCCUAAAUAUGUCCGUCUGGUUUGAUGGUGUGGUAAUAUCAUUAAUAGGCCUGUCACAAUAAUCGAUAAAAUGGAUUGAUCCAGCGCUAAAAAAAAAACGGCUCGCUAAUUAUGACGUCAUCGAUAAAUAGACAUGUGCCCGCAUGCGUUCGUGUUCCAUCCGCUCGUCUCUCUGUCUGACUCUUUACUACACAGGCUGAUGACCAAGACGCUUCACCCUGCAUCUCCUGGUUCUGUAGUGGAACAAACGGAGAGAGUGAAGCCUCAUCUCAUUCAGCCUCUUUGUGGAGGCGGGGCUACUAGUGAGUGAAGGCACAGAAGCCAUGGUUUCUGAGGCGAACGCGACAGCCCCAGUGUGGGAAUAUUUUGGUUUUCAACAGAAUGAACAAGGUGAGCGCAUGAACACCGACGACACGGACAGUUUUCUCAACUGGGGAAAACAAAAACUACUGGAGCCUUCGUCCCGACGGUCAACGCUUACCGAGGCGUUUGGUCGGCAAAAUGAUGAAGGACCCGACCCUCCUGAACAGUUCACUGCUGUCAAGCUGUCUGACAGCAGGAUAGCCUUGAAGUCCGGGUACGGGAAGUACCUGGGGCUCAACUCCGACAGUUUGGUGGUGGGCCGCUCUGACGCCAUCGGCUCCAGAGAGCAGUGGGAGCCCGUCUUUCAAGAAGGCAAGAUGGCUCUCCUGGCCGCAAACAGCUGCUUCAUCUCCUACAGCCCCAGCGGCGACAUCGAGGCCAAGAGCAAAACGGCGGGCGAUGGCGAGAUGGUGAAGAUCAGGUCGUGUGCGGAGCGAGAGGUCAAGCACAAAGACGACAUCGCAGAUGAGGACCGAGGCAACGUGAAGUCCUGUGAGGUCAAUUACGUGAAGAAGUUUCAGAGUUUCCAGGACCGUCGCCUCAGGGUGAACGAGGACGAGACGUGCUCGCUGAAGAAAGCCAGGCUGGACGGGAAGUUUCACGAGGCUUUACUCGACAGGAGGAGCAAAAUGAAAGCAGACCGGUACUGCAAGUGAAACAGUUGCAGGGUCUUUUUUUUGUAAAUGUUUUUUUUAGAAUGGACUAUGUCUUCUGAUUUGCUAUGUUGGAAUAAACUCGUCAUGGUCAAAUCA
Messenger RNA from Dunckerocampus dactyliophorus (ringed pipefish), 5508 nucleotides. RefSeq names its product FSHD region gene 1 (gene frg1). NCBI's taxonomy places the organism in Eukaryota, Metazoa, Chordata, Actinopteri, Syngnathiformes, Syngnathidae. Bases 4717 to 5412 code for a protein of 231 amino acids. Gene Ontology annotation, cellular component: nucleolus; catalytic step 2 spliceosome; striated muscle dense body. Gene Ontology annotation, molecular function: actin filament binding. The record is from RefSeq and is a predicted model, not a curated record. The transcript has 8 exons.